Messenger RNA from Fusarium pseudograminearum CS3096, 1362 nucleotides. RefSeq lists its product as uncharacterized. The record is from RefSeq and is a predicted model, not a curated record. The transcript has 3 exons. The coding region runs from base 1 to 1362 and encodes 453 amino acids. NCBI's taxonomy places the organism in Eukaryota, Fungi, Ascomycota, Sordariomycetes, Hypocreales, Nectriaceae.
AUGGGUCUUCUUCCACUCACUUACACACGCCCAAAGCAUGUGGACCAGAGAUCAUAUCGCAGCAACAGCGCCAGCAGCAGUGGCGACUCUCUAUCUGAUGGAGAAAAGACCGAUGGCUCGGUCAACUCUGGCUUCUCUGGCUACUCUAGUGGUAUACCUGACUCCUUGGCUUUUGACAAGAUUAUCGACGGGGGAACAUGUCCUCCAGUGACUGUCCGGGAUUUCAUGUCCUAUCUAAUUUACGUAGAGCACGCUGCCGAGAACCUUCAGUUUUACCUCUGGUUCAAAGACUAUGAGAAACGGUUCAACACAAAUCCCACGGCCGAUAUCAAGCUUGCACCAGAAUGGACAAGAGCUAUGCAGGAUGAGACCAUCAUCAAGAUCCGAAAGGAACAGGCAGAUAAGAUGCGCAAGGAGCCCAAGGCUGCCGCGGUGUUUAAGGGUACCGACUUUGAGAAAAACCCUACCGCAAAGGAUCGGAGCAUGAGCGCUACCGUCGAUCCUUUCACAACGCCUCCCCAGAGCAGUGGAGGGGAUAUGGCCUCGAUCUUUACAGCGACAAACACUAUGCAUUCACUCAAUGCGGCGAGCUAUAUGAGCCAGGCUUCCGACGCCUUCCAAACCGCUGGUACCCAACAGCCUUUCACCAUACAACCAUUCAGAGAAGAGGUUAACAGAGUAAUUGUGGCAUACAUUAUGGAUGGGGCUCCUCGACAGCUGAACCUUUCGUCUGCUGAACAAAAGGCGACUAUUGUGGCACUUUCUCAGACAACACACCCGAGUGCAUUCCGUAGCGUCUUCAAGACGGUCGACUCAAGUCUCCGUCACCAGGCUCAUCCCAACUUUGUCCGGUGGUCAAUCUGUAACGGCAACCCUGCUCGUGUAUUCUUUGCGCGGUCGCUGGGAGUCAGCCUUAUUAUCGCUGGUAUUGUCAUCGGCCUCAUCCUCACUCUCAGCAGCGCAGGUCGAGGAUACCGGGCUCUGGCAGCAAUCUCUCUCGUUCUGGGUAUCAGCACACUUGUUGCGGCUUACAAGGGCAUGUGUGUUGUUCUUCACGGAAUGCAUCAUCGCCACAUCAGACCUUGGGAAUUGUUCGUGGACAGCGAGAACAUGGAUGACUUGGCUAAGCGAAGCUUCGAUUCUUUCGGAUCCAAAAACAGCUACGAGGAUGAACCCUGGAUUGUCAAGUAUGAGAAACGCAACGUUGUCCGCAAGGUGUUUGAUCGCGAAGUCUGGAUCCAAGAGCCAGCGCUGCGUCAGAUUCAAGACACCAUUUUCGUCCAGGCGAUACUUGCUUCAGUCCUUGUGGGCGGUAUCAUCACAGCCAUUUUUGUGACCGUUCCAGGAGGCCACUUCUUUUGA